Molecule: messenger RNA, 642 nt
Organism: Paramecium tetraurelia
Lineage: Eukaryota; Ciliophora; Oligohymenophorea; Peniculida; Parameciidae
Exons: 1
Source: RefSeq, a predicted model, not a curated record
AUGAUCCAAGAGGAUGAUUGUUCACCAAAUUUUCUUGGCCAAAUACACAAUUUUAAAUAACAAAAAUAACAUCCUCUUGAGGAUAAAUAAAUUGAAAAUGGGCCUUGUAUAUUUGAUAUUGAAGAUGAGUAAAACGAAUUCUAAUAGUUUGAAAAUAAAAAUUAAGAAAUUAUAUAAUCAAGUAAAUAGAGUCAGGAUGAUAUUGAUUGUGAGUAACCAGAUUUAAAAUCUACAAAACGUAUGUCUUCAAAAAUAGAUAAAAUGAAACAUAAAAAUAAAAAUAAAAGCAAUAGGGAUUAUUAAGUCAUUGAAGAAGGUGUAGAUGAACAAUAGAAAACCAAAAAUUUAAAUAAUUAUUACAUAAGGCAUAUUGUUAAGGAAAUCAGAACUAUACUGUAAAAUGAAGAAACUGAAGCCAACCUAAUGUAACUAUUAGAUGGAAAAUAUAAUUGUACUUAAUUGGGGAAGAUUUUAGAUGAGGAAUUGUAUAGAUAAAUAGCAAUAAGCUAUAUUCUGAGUUUUAAUUUUUUUAAUGAUUUACUAUCUUCUAAGAAAUUAAAAGAUGUCGAACCUAUUAUAAAAUAUGCAAGACAAUUAGAGAAAAUUAGUUUUAAAAACGAAAUUUUAUAUUUUAAAGACUGA